UCGUUGCCAACUUUUUGGCUCAUCCGUCCAUUUUUCUAUUUAUUUUGAAGGAAAACUGAUGCCCUUUCUCCUUACCUCCGCUCUCUCUGCCUGCGACUCGCUCCGUCGCAAUGGGAAAGAUCCGAUCUCUCUUCCGCCUUCGCCGACCCAAAUCUCAGCACUCCUCGCCGCCGUCCCCCUCCACUCCUUCCUCUUCCUCCUCCUCCUCCGCUUCCGGUGACCUCGAGCGCGUCUUCAACAAAUUCGACUCCAACGGCGACGGCAAGAUCUCGUCCGAGGAGCUCGCCGCGGUGCUCUCGAACCUCGGCCACCCGCCCUCUGAGGACGAGCUCCGCCGGAUGAUGGUCGAGGCCGACUCCGACGGGGACGGGUUCAUCUCCCUGGAGGAGUUCGUGGAGAUCAAUUCGCCGCCGGCGUCGAUCGACGAGGACCUGCGCCUCGCCUUCGCCGUAUUCGACCUCGACCGAAACGGCGUCAUCUCCGCCGACGAGCUCUCCCAGGUCCUCAUCGGUAUCGGGGAGGGCGCCUCCGUCGCCCAGUGCCGCCGCAUGAUCCAAGGGGUCGAUCGCGACGGCGACGGCCUCGUUAGCUUCGAGGAGUUCAAGGCCAUGAUGACUUGCGGGGCGGGUUUCUCCCGCGCCUGCGCUGCUCUCGCCGCCGCCAAUGCCGCCGCUGAAUAGACGGAAUUCCCUCAUCAAUCCCUCUUUUCCAUUUUCUCAAGUAUUCGUUCUGAUGCCCUAUCCCCUCGUUAUAUUAUAUUAUAUGUUGAAGCAUUUUAUCAAACAACAUAUGAUAGAAAAAAAAAACCUUGUAGAUAUUUGCUACUCCAUUAAUGAAUAAUCUAAUCAGCUUCGAUCCUUUAUUUUUUCCUUGUACCGAAAGAAGAAUUAAUAAAGAUAGUUGCACAUUAUCACUUUUUCUGAUUUUCCCAGCUACA
Molecule: messenger RNA, 937 nt
Organism: Zingiber officinale
Lineage: Eukaryota; Viridiplantae; Streptophyta; Magnoliopsida; Zingiberales; Zingiberaceae
Product: probable calcium-binding protein CML10
Exons: 1
Coding region: 111-680 (189 amino acids)
Molecular function (GO): calcium ion binding
Source: RefSeq, a predicted model, not a curated record